Folsomia candida is the source of this 2178-nucleotide messenger RNA. RefSeq lists its product as uncharacterized. The coding region runs from base 306 to 1802 and encodes 498 amino acids. The record is from RefSeq and is a predicted model, not a curated record. NCBI's taxonomy places the organism in Eukaryota, Metazoa, Arthropoda, Collembola, Entomobryomorpha, Isotomidae. The transcript is spliced from 6 exons.
AUUGCUUUCUCCUAGAUUUGCGAUUUCUCUAUGUAAGCUCAUUUUCUGUUUUGCUUUCUCCCCUUCCGCUUGUGAGUUUUGUUCUGCUUAGAAAUAACAUCGGAGUCGUACUUUGUCCAGAAAUUGGGCACAAUAGCUUGAAGCACUAGUCAUUAUUUAGAAAGUUUUUUGUUUAAUUGAAACGAAAAUGUCUUAAGAUUUUCUAACCUGACGAAACCGUGGAGGAGCCAAUUGACGAUAAAAGAGAUUCACCACGACUGAAAAAUACUGCAAUCAAUGAGCAAAAAUCUCCACCAGAUGCUAUCAUGAAUUCAGAGAUUCUCGAUUUCGUUUUCCCCAAGUUGGACAACCCCACCUUGAAGACAGCCCGACUUGUCUGUUCCCAAUGGGGAAACAUUGGUGCUGUCCACCUCGCCACGAGGACCUACUUCAAUACCUCCCACAUGCUCCCAUUCGACCGCUCUGGAACCUUACCCCCAUUUAAUAAAAAUCUCGUUAAAAGGGUCCAAGUCAGUUUUUGCAGCUGUAAAAUUCCUGAGAACAAUCUCCUUAUGAAAAUGCAGCAUGAUAUAAUGACCAAAAACUUUGUCAGUUUCUGCACCCAAAUUAACAAGAUCACUGAAGUUUUGAGUGUUUGCAUUAACGCAAACUUUUCCAUGGUUCCGUUAAUGAGAUCGUUAUGCAUCUUAGAUUUUCCGAAUAUGACAGAAUUAACGCUCUCUGAGCCAGAAAUUCCAGAGGAAGCUAUUUUGCCAAAUAAAUUUUGCACGUUUCCAUCACGGCCGAACUUGAUGAAAUUGAAUGUAAAUUUGGCCCGAGAGAAUUCUCCAUUUGGCCAAGUUUUGCAAAAAUUGGUGGACUCAGCUCCGAAUUUGUUGGUUUUGAUAAUUUCCGGAAAUCAGACGCCAUCCUUGGCAGAGUGCAAAAUGUUGCAAGUCUUAAAAUUCAGGGGGACUUAUAAGCCUGAGGGAGAGAUCAUGUUUAGCAUGAAUAAAUUGAAUGGGAUGUUGGUCGCGGUGAAGGAUACGCUGGUUGAGCUUGUCCUUCAAAUGGAUGGUGUAGGGGGCAAUUUUAUAACUGGUGGACAGAGUUAUGGGGCGGAUGACAAAUUCUCCCUCCCAAAAAUGCCACUCCUGACCAUUCUAACCGUCAUAGAAGUUGGCGUAUUUACCAUCGAGAACGAAUGGUCCUCUGAAACUGUUCCCAUGCUGAAGGAUCUCUGUCUUCGAUCGAAAAGGCGAUUUGGCGUGAUUUCAUGUCUCUCUUCACUGCAGAGUCCACACGAUUGUGUCGAAUCGCUCGACAUUUUGGGUGCUGAGACACCCGACGCGAUCAAAUACAUCAAGCUCACGUUUCCAAACAUGAAUAAAUUGGAGGUCGGAAUUGUCUGCCCAGAUUUUACGGAUGUCAAUAAAUGCAAAAACUUUAAACGACGCAUCGAAGCUUUUGACAAAUUGGAGAGACUCGAAUUACUAAAAAUUACGAUUUCGGGAAUUAAUCGCUUCUUGUAUUCGUUGAUUCUGCUGGAGUGCAUUUCAAAAAUUAAUGCCACCAUACUUUUGAGACUCCAGUUCACUCAAUCGGCAUAUGUUGACACCUUCACGCAACCUGCGUUUGAGACCAUACUCGAAUUGUGCAAGGCCAUGAACAAAGUUACCAUUGAAGGAUUAGGGCUCAUUCCACCCAUCGCGAAGGAAGUGAACAAUUCCAUUAAGAGCAACAACAUACCUGUGAACAUCAUACCAAAAAAGAUUUAUGGAAACAUUAAAAUCUUCCAUAACGGAGAAUUUUACGAUAUUUAAAGUCUGAAGAAAGGUCACCUCGUGUAACAUGCUUUAUUAGUAAACGCAAUGUUUUUUCGUGUGUAUAGUAAACAUCGAGCCCUGUUUACUCUAUCGAUGUUUGUUGUAUUUUUAUUGAAAAGUUGAAUGAUGAAAAUAUUUACAAGAAACAUGGUAAAACACGUCCAGGAAAAAUAUUGCAUUUACAUAAAUCUUGAAUUAUUUACAGGAGUGAUUAUGUGGUGAUUAUGCUGUAAUUAUAGUUUGUAAAUAAGAACUGAUGUUUUACUCUAUAAAUUACAUAGUUCUAGCGUAGGAUAAUUUGGAUUAAGUGAAUAUGUCAAGACUCGAUGUUUUCAUGUUUGAUGUUUAAAAUUUGAUGUUUAAAAUGUUUAGG